Molecule: messenger RNA, 1998 nt
Organism: Tricharina praecox
Lineage: Eukaryota; Fungi; Ascomycota; Pezizomycetes; Pezizales; Pyronemataceae
Exons: 4
Coding region: 239-1813 (524 amino acids)
Biological process (GO): regulation of transcription by RNA polymerase II
Cellular component (GO): transcription regulator complex; PcG protein complex
Molecular function (GO): RNA polymerase II cis-regulatory region sequence-specific DNA binding; DNA-binding transcription factor activity, RNA polymerase II-specific
Source: RefSeq, a predicted model, not a curated record
GAUAGCUGGCUCGACAGGAUUACCCUUAAUAUCUACCCACGCCGAGCCAAAACUUUGUUCACAUUGUGGAUUCGGCUACUCUGCCACCGGUGAACUUGUUGAUAUCGUCGCCAACAUUUUAGGCUUCUCUCGCCGACAGAAUACCCUAUCCUAGACACCCCUCGGCACGGUAUACUUCUACCCUGCGCCAGUACCAGUUUUCUUCCUCCGUCUUCCACAUCUCAGACCAACUUCACUUAUGGAUUUAACCAAUAUUCUCAACACCAAAGAAGGAGCAGCGGCAGCAGCAGAAUCAGCCCCUCCGAGCAUGUCUUUUAACCAAGAACUGCAGGCAAAUGUUCAUCUAAUUGCAGCUCCUCGAGAUCCGGAUUUGCGCGGCCCGCGGUCCGAACUGGCUCCCGAAAAUGAAGGCUCUCACCAGUCGUCAGGAUCUCCGACACCCUCGGAUCGGUCUGCGGCACCUUUCGGGGCUAGUCCGGCGCCCUUUCCCCAGCAGCCCAUGAGUGUUGCUUACAGCAGUGCAUUGCAGCAACAACAACAACAGCAAAUCCAACAGCGACAGCAGCAGCAGCACGAGCAGCAGAUGCAACAACAGCAGCAAUUCCAGCAGCAUAUGCAUUUACAGCAGCAGCACCAACAGCAGCAGCAGAACCAGCAGCAGCAGCAACAGCAACAAAUUCGAGGACCCGGCAGACCGUCGACUGGAGACCCUUCAGCGAAGGCUUUCCCUUGUAGCUCAUGCGGCAAGGGUUUCGCACGACGCAGUGACUUGGCCAGACACGAGAGAAUACACAGCGGUAUCCGGCCGCAUGUCUGUGAUUUUCCGGGCUGCGAUAAGCAGUUCAUUCAACGUUCUGCCCUGACUGUGCACGCUCGCGUUCACACCGGAGAGAAGCCCCAUAUGUGUGAAACUUGCGGAAAGCCCUUUAGUGAUUCAAGUUCGUUAGCACGGCAUAGAAGGAUCCAUUCCGGCAAAAGGCCUUACAAGUGUCCCUAUGCGGACUGCCAGAAGACUUUUACUCGGCGUACGACCCUUACCCGUCACCAGAACCAUCACACUGGAACCAUCAGCGAGGCGGCAGCAGCAACCGCAGCCGCUUUGGCAGCUAGACCGAGCCUUCCUCGGCCUGGACGUCCGCCGCAAUCUCCGACUGCGCAGCUCAUGGGUCACGAUUCGCAGACGUCAUCCGCUCACUCGACGCCGUCACCAGGUCAAAGGACAGCGUCGCUAUCACCAGCGUUGGAUAUGCCAUCGCCAUUCGGACGCCCAGAGUACUUGUACCGUGGCAACGGCAACAUCACCUCUCACCCGCUGUCUCUGCUCACAGGGGGAGAGAUGCAACCGUUGACUCCCCGAGCAACUCCGACCACGACGCCCACGAUGCCAUCGGUUAUGAUGCCUGGCGUCAACCGGCCCCCGCCAACGUCGAAUCCGUCGUAUCUCGGCCCGAUGAACCAGUCUUUGCCACCAAUUCUUGAACCAUCAAUCAAGUCGGAGUUCCAGAGGUCUGGCAGUCCGCACAUGUCCCUAUCGGGCAGUCCACACAUGUCAUCGGCCCCCAGCCCCCAUGCAUCCCGUGGCAGCCCACAUCUGUCAUCGGCCUCGAUGGGUUAUCACUCGCCGACGUACCCUACGUCUGCACCCGAGGAUUCCUUCUUCUUCCCCCCACCACCACCAACUAGUUUUCAAACCCACUCGGCAUCGCCCGAGCCCGGUAUCAACUACAGUGAGAACUCUUUGCAAAAACAGUUUCAAAAACAGCCCCACUCUUCCUAUGAUUCACAGAGUCGGAAAGUUUCUUCUACUGCUUGAAUGUCUUGAGAAUAUCCAGCUGAUUAUUUUCCUUCUCACCGGAAUGUAGUGCUGACGGAUCCAUCCGUUGUUGCCACGGUGUUCAAUGUUGACGGGGAAUGUUUUUCUUUGAUUUGAUCUGAUUUUUUCUUUCUUUUCAUCUUAACCUUGGGGCGCGUGUGCUUGCUGCAUUUUUUUUUGUUGUG